AAUGUGUUUGAUUAUUCUUAUAAAAACCUUAUCAAGGUUCUUGAGAGAGACAUAUACCACCACUAGAUGAAGAACACAUCUAAGAAGAAAAACAAAGAGCACAAGAACAAGAAGAAGAAGAAGAGCAACAACAACAACAACAACAACAACAACAUGAAGCAUGAAAAAAUAUAUAAACUUUUGAGGUUUGAAGAGCUUCCUGAAUACAUGAAGGAGAAUGAGUUCAUUCUUGAUCACUACCGUGCCGAGUGGCCGAUAAAACAAGCUGUGGGCAGCAUUUUUUCUUGGCACAAUGAGACUGUUAAUGUUUGGACGCAUUUGCUUGGCUUUUUUUUGUUCUUGGCGUUGACAUUAGUUCAUCUUCGAGAUGUUCCACAAGUUGCUAAUCUUCUUGAUCAUUUCUCAUGGUAUAUCCCAUCAAAUGCGGUAGAGAAUUCAUCAUACAAUCAAGGGAAACUCUUCUAUGUUACCUCAUCACUAGUACAACAAAACCCCAUGCAUACCACAACAACAACUGCAACAACAACAAAGACACAAAGGUGGCCAUUCUUCAUCUUCCUCACAGGCUCAAUGUUCUGCCUCCUCUCCAGCUCAGCCUGCCACCUUUUCAGCUGCCAUUCUCGCCGUCUCAACCUCUUCCUCAUCCGCUUCGAUUACGCCGGCAUUGCCGUCAUGAUCGUCACCUCCUUCUUCCCCCCAAUCUACUACAUCUUCCAAUGUGACACUCACUGGCAACUCCUCUACCUCUCCUCCAUUUCCCUCUUAGGCCUCCUCACCGUCGCUAACCUCUUCUCCCCUCACCUCUCCACCCCUAAAUUCCGGUCUUACCGAGCUUCCCUCUUCGCCGCCAUGGCUUUCUCUGGCAUUAUCCCUGCAAUACAUGCAGCUGUGGUUAAUUGGAAUGAGCCCAAGAGGAACAUCACCUUGGCUUAUGAGUUGGCAAUGGCUUUGUUCUAUGUGGUUGGGACCUUGUUUUAUGUGAGUAGAGUUCCUGAGAGAUGGAAGCCAGGUUUGUUUGAUGUUGUUGGACAAAGCCAUCAGAUAUUUCAUGUGUUUGUGAUUGCUGGUGCUUUGGCUCAUUAUGCUGCUGCUCUUGUCUUCUUGGAAUACCGUGAUGCUGUUGGAUGUUUUCAUGAUCAGAGGUGAUCUAUAUAUAUAUAUAUAUAGAUAGAUGGAUAGAUAUGGAUAGAUGAUCAUAAUAAUGCAUGAGAUUGUGUCAUGUUAUUAUUCAUGUAUGUGCUCUUUCUUUCUUUUUAUUAGGAAUAUUUGAUUUGUAAGGGUCAUUAUUUAUGUUGUUCUUGAUUUGAGGAAGAAAAAAGGAAAGUAAUUUGGAGGUUGAAUUGUAUAAAAAGAAGAUCAAAUGGAAUGGGGGAGUUCUUUGUGUAAUAUUGAUUGAGAUGAUUAUUGGGUUUGUUUUA
This is a messenger RNA of Dioscorea cayenensis subsp. rotundata (Guinea yam), 1418 nucleotides long. RefSeq names its product heptahelical transmembrane protein ADIPOR1-like. Gene Ontology annotation, cellular component: membrane. The coding region runs from base 67 to 1146 and encodes 359 amino acids. Lineage: Eukaryota; Viridiplantae; Streptophyta; Magnoliopsida; Dioscoreales; Dioscoreaceae. Gene Ontology annotation, molecular function: signaling receptor activity. The transcript has 4 exons. Gene Ontology annotation, biological process: response to hormone. The record is from RefSeq and is a predicted model, not a curated record.